AGAGGCUAAAUUGCUAAAAGUAGUUUGAACUUCGAAACCAUGAAAAAAUCUGUGGUGCGUUUAGAAAGUAGCUCUAGCUCUUUCCGUUCUAGCUCGGUGCUAAAGCUUCCUAGAAGGAUAAGGAUUGUACUUGAAAAGAGUUUAUUGGUUGCCAAAUCCAAGAUAAGGUUAAGACAUUUUAGCAGAGAAAAAGCCAACAUGUCGCCAGUGCUUGAGGCCUCACGUGUCGAGGUUGUGGAGCCACCAAAGACCUCGGUGCUAAAAGACGAUGGGAUUCCAGGUGCCCUCGUGACGGAACACUCCCGGUACGAUAUCCUUGUUGACGAGGGAAUUAUCGGAAGUGGGCGGUUCACGAAGGUUCGGGUUUGCAGGAGCGCCACGCUUCAAAAAAGCUUCGCGUUGAAAAUCUACGAUCGCCGGGUGGCCAGUGAAGUGCAGAUGCCGUACUGGGGUAAAAAGGGCACCUGCUCGACAGAUGUGUCACUCGCAGACCGAGCGCGCUACGAAGUCAAAGUGAUGAAGCGACUAUUGCAGGGCGAGCAGGUCUCUUCGUCGGGAUUUGGAGCCUCUGCCAGCAGUAGCGCAGGCAUGGCGAACAUAGCAAGACUUGUCGAGGUAUUCUUCACUGAUUAAUAUUUUUACAGCUGAGAAAUUCAUGCAGAUUACGCUUUGAGAAAGAGAAACGAAGUGAAACUCAAAUUCGACAUAGCUUCCAAGACCAAGGCUGACGGCAGGAACCUAGUGCAUACAAUUACCUUGUAACGAGUCGUCUGGACAUGAUCUUGAAGAAAAAUAUCGAUCACUGCUGCACACAAAGCGGAGAAUAAGAUCAUACUUGUGAAUCAAAGAUGAUGACAACCGUUAGAAUCUGCUUACCAAGUCCGAAAGGCAACUUUGUGAGGAGACAACUAUCUCAUCGCCAGAACUGAUUUGCUAUUUCUCAAGCCAAGAUCGUACACGACCAGAAGAUCCUCCCUAGAUACCUGUAUGUGUCAUGAUGACACCCGUUAGAAUCUGCUUACCAAGUCCGAAAGGCAACUUAGUGAGGAGACAACUAUCUCAUCGCCAGAACUGAACUUUGCGCAUCGAGAUCGAAGAUGAAGUGUUUGAGCUCUUAUGCCUUGCCAUCAAUACAAAGACGUCAGCCACCACGCUUCGCAGAACAUUCAAAACUGAAUACAAAAUUACUAUUUCUGUCAGGUCAUCGACGAUCCAGCGUGCAGUAGCUUCUACCACGUCUUCGAGCUUGUGCGCAACGGCCCAUUGCUGGACUUUUGCAAUUCGAGGAAGCGGUGGAUCGUGCCCAAGGAAGCCGUCCGGGACUUCGACAAGCAGAAGCCGGGAAAAGACGAAUUCUACCGGUACAGCGCGGCCACGACGCUCUUCGCGCUGCACGCAAUGCAAUCCGGCGUGAAGUACCUGCACUUGAACGGGGUGAUGCACAAGGACCUGGCGCCGCAGAACAUCCUCGUACACGGACAAUUUGAUUUCAUCAUGGACUUGUUUCUCACAAAGGCUAAAGACGACGAGAAGGUGCUGCAAAAACUUUUCUUCGAGUACGAAUCGCCGUCCGCAGCGACGUUGGCGAGCGUCUCGAUUAAAAUCUGCGACUUCAAUAGCUGUGAGAUGCUUGAGAAGCCCGAAGACGAUCAAAUCUGGAGUGCGGAGGGCACCAUGGCCUUCCGCCCGCCCGAGGCGUUCGGACCAGACGUCACGGAACUCGGUAUGUCUGGCCGGGCGCGGGACAUGUGGUCGGUCGGUGUUGUGUUUUUUCUGCUCAUCUUCGCGUCUCUUCCCUUCGACAAUGACUUCGCCGCGGCGUUCGCCAUGCAGUUGCGCAUCAUGAACUACAACGGGAACAUCGACAGCAUGCUACUCGCCUGGUUCAAGAACUACCUGGCAUCAAAUGGUAGCGGUCUGGCAAGUAGCAGCACGACCACAUCCGACGCGGAAGAUAGCGAGACGACUUCUGCAGCGGAAGGAAACAUGUUGGGAGCAGAGGAAGUGUCGAGAACAGGUACGAAAAAAGUGUUUUUGCGCAAUUGUCUUACGACUUUGCUAGAAAAAGACCCAGAAAAACGAGCAUGGGCAAGCAUUGACGUUCUGGCAUCAUGAACAUGAGCGAUUAGUGACAUGAAAGCGGUUCGAGUGCAUGUCCAGCACAAUAUCGAUAGCGCAUUUAAACAUUCGCACCUAUGAACAGACACUGCUUGUGUGGCGUGUCUUACAUGACCGCAUUACACAAUUCACGUGGAAAGGAACUGGCACGAGCCGACAGAGGCGGAGCAAAAGGCAGA
Amoebophrya sp. A120 is the source of this 2297-nucleotide messenger RNA. NCBI's taxonomy places the organism in Eukaryota, Dinophyceae, Syndiniales, Amoebophryaceae. The record is from the annotation of a GenBank genome assembly.